Erigeron canadensis is the source of this 1261-nucleotide messenger RNA. Its product is annotated as probable WRKY transcription factor protein 1. The record is from RefSeq and is a predicted model, not a curated record. Bases 89 to 1111 code for a protein of 340 amino acids. Lineage: Eukaryota; Viridiplantae; Streptophyta; Magnoliopsida; Asterales; Asteraceae. The transcript has a single exon.
UUCAUACCUUUCUUUCUCUCCUUCCUUCUUCAUUCUUCUUUUCUUAUUUUCUCAUUUUCUCUUCCUUUCCAACACCAAAACAACCACCAUGGAUUCUAGCAAUAGUGGUAGCUUUCAAUCAUCAAGCGGCGGCGCCGCUACUGGGGCCGCCGAUGCUGAAGAAUAUGAUUCUAGAACACAAUCCAUUUCUUCUUUCUUAAACCCUACUACUUCCAAUUUUAACAACCUUAACCACCUUCUUCAACCACCACCACCACCACUUCAUUCGGAUUCCACCUCCUUCUUUAACCCGAACCCGUUUCAUGAUCCAGGUUCUCUUUGGACCGGACCCCUCCAACCCGCCAACCGGUCUAACCUCACAAACUUCAAUACUACUACUAAUUACGCUAAUAUUAACAACCCUAAUAAUAAUAAUAAUAAUAAUAAUACAAACACAAAUUCAAAUACAAAUAUGGGUCAUGGGUCGGAUCUUAGUAACCAUAGUAAUAAUACCCGGAAUCAUCAAAUGGGUGUCAAUAUAAAGAAUCCGAAAAAACGUACACGUGCUUCCCGGCGAGCACCAACCACCGUGCUUACAACCGACACUACAAACUUCCGGCAAAUGGUUCAAGAAUUCACCGGAAUACCCGCCGCACCGUUUACUACCGGCGGUCCUUUUUCACGCCGUCUUGAUCUUUUCCGGCCAUCACCACAAAAACUUCAGCCACAGUCAAUAUUACCACCAUAUUCUAGUAAUAAUAAUAUUUCUACUACUGGUGCUACUAGUUCUAGUAAUUACAACUUACCCCCUUCUAAUAUUCAUGAUCAGUUUCAAAAACAGCCUUCAUCUUUGAUGGAUUUACAAAAUAAUAACCCCGUGGUUUCUUUCCAAUCUCUUUUGCAAACAACACUUCCUCAUCAGCAGCAGUCAAAUCAUGAUUUAAGUGGGUUUUCAAAAAGAUGGAGAGGUCAAGAUGAAAAGAUGGAGGGUUUUGAAGGGGUGAUUGGUAAUAAUCAAAACAUUGGGGUUGGAAAGUUAAAUUCUGGUUUAGAAAAUCAUGUUGUGGUUUCAUCAAGUGAUCAAGUUCAAGGUAAUGAUCAUCAAGCUUCAUGGAUUUGCCCUUCUAGUUAAUUAGGAUUUUUUUUUAAAUUUUUUUUUUUUUUUGUAUUUUAUUUGAUUAGUUCUAUUUUUUUUUUCUUACACAAAGUUAUGAUAUCUCAAGCUAAUGGGUUAUUACUACCUAAUGUAUAUAUAGAUACACAUUAAUUAACUACACAAUGU